Molecule: messenger RNA, 1880 nt
Organism: Scleropages formosus (Asian bonytongue)
Lineage: Eukaryota; Metazoa; Chordata; Actinopteri; Osteoglossiformes; Osteoglossidae
Gene: cdk19
Product: cyclin dependent kinase 19
Exons: 14
Coding region: 125-1621 (498 amino acids)
Biological process (GO): protein phosphorylation
Cellular component (GO): cytosol; nucleus
Molecular function (GO): ATP binding; protein serine/threonine kinase activity
Source: RefSeq, a predicted model, not a curated record
CGGAGCGGACCAAAAUCCCAAACAAGGAAAUGGUGGGGGAAUAAAGCGAUCAGAUUAUUUAAUUAAUGCAUGUAAUUAUUAAUAUUUUAUUUUGUUGUAAAUUAAGAACUAUUUAUGGGUGACAAUGGAUUACGACUUUAAAACGAAGCUGGCGGCCGAGAGAGAGAAAGUGGAGGAUCUGUUCGAGUAUGAAGGUUGCAAAGUGGGUCGAGGCACCUACGGGCAUGUUUAUAAAGCGAAGCGCAAAGACGGGAAGGAUGAGAAGGAGUAUGCACUGAAACAAAUCGAAGGUACUGGAAUAUCGAUGUCGGCGUGCAGGGAGAUUGCGCUGCUCCGAGAGCUGAAGCACCCCAACGUGAUCGCCCUGCAGAAAGUGUUCCUGUCCCACAGCGAUCGUAAGGUGUGGCUCCUCUUCGACUAUGCCGAACAUGACCUCUGGCACAUUAUAAAGUUUCACCGUGCCUCAAAGGCGAACAAGAAACCCAUGCAGCUUCCUCGAGGAAUGGUGAAAUCGCUGCUCUACCAGAUACUGGAUGGCAUUCACUAUCUCCACGGCAACUGGGUGCUGCACAGAGAUCUGAAACCAGCAAAUAUCCUCGUCAUGGGGGAGGGCCCCGAACGUGGACGAGUCAAAAUCGCGGACAUGGGAUUUGCCCGGCUUUUUAACUCUCCCCUCAAACCCCUGGCGGACCUGGACCCCGUGGUGGUGACCUUCUGGUAUCGUGCACCGGAGCUGCUUCUUGGGGCGAGACACUAUACCAAAGCUAUAGACAUCUGGGCGAUCGGCUGCAUCUUUGCAGAGCUGCUGACGUCUGAGCCCAUCUUCCACUGUCGCCAGGAGGACAUCAAGACCAGCAACCCCUUCCACCACGACCAGCUGGACAGGAUAUUCAGUGUGAUGGGCUUCCCAGCAGAUAAGGACUGGGAAGACAUUCGGAAGAUGCCGGAAUACCCCACACUCCAGAAGGACUUCAGGAGAACGACGUAUGCAAACAGUAGCCUCAUCAAGUACAUGGAGAAACAUAAAGUAAAACCAGACAGCAAAGUUUUUCUAUUGCUGCAGAAACUCCUCACAAUGGACCCCACCAAACGGAUCACCUCCGAACAGGCUCUACAGGACCCAUACUUCCUGGAAGACCCACUGCCAACAUCUGAUGUGUUUGCUGGAUGUCAGAUACCCUACCCAAAAAGAGAAUUCCUAAAUGAAGAUGAACCAGAAGAGAAAACGGAGAAGAACCAGACGCAGCAGCAGCAGCAGCAGCAGCAGCACCAGCAGACGACAACGCAGACCCAAGCUCAGACGCAGCAAACGGCCGCCCAGCAGGCGCCAUCUCAGCAGAGCUCUGCGCAGACCAACGGCACUGGGGGAGGAGCAGGGACCGCAGGGACAGGGGGUCUGCCUCAUGGCCAGGACCAGGGGCCUCCCAACAAGAAACCUCGCAUCGGGCCCUCUGGGGCCACCUCAGGCACUGGAGUCAUGCAGUCCGAGUACCAGCACUCCGGCUCCCGUCUUGGUUACCAGGCCAAUGUCCAAGGCUCCUCCCAGUCCCAAAGCACCAUGGGAUAUUCCUCCUCUUCCCAGCAGAGUUCCCAGUACUCCCACCAGUCACACCGCUACUGAGGGCCCUAGCAGGGGCGGCACCCUCGCGCCUUCUGUCCAUUCCUCCCACUACGGAAGCCUCCCAGCCCACGGCCCACUGUCCUGUAGGCCUAACCCUACCGUCUCCCUUCCCUUGCCCUGACUCAGGGCUUCUGCAAUAUGAAGGCAAACUCAACAUAGGAACCAAAAAAAAAAAAAAAAAAAAAAAAACCCAAAAAACAAACCCUCUCUUACCCUCAACCCUGAGGGUGGUGAAAGAUUUUUUUUUUUUUUUUUUUUU